CGAAUUGGCCUGGUUUGGUUCUCUCUGUUGUCUUUCGCUCUGCACCUGGCUGCUGGCUAGCUGCCGAGUCCUCAACCUCCCCGGUCAGUUCACUUUGUCCAAGCGGUCGCGCGAGCUCUGGCCUGCUCAGGAGAGACUUAUCCAAUGCCCUUUGCACUUGAAGCCCAAGGGUCUUUGCGUGCGGGUGAGCCAACCCAUGUCCACACCAAUAGACGAGUCCAACGUACCAACUGGGCGUUUACAUGGGCCGUUUUCUUUUUCCCUCAGACUGCCUCUCCGUCUACUCUCAUUCUCACACUCACACCAGCAACCACAAUACGUACAGGUACAUACGGGGGCACCUUGUGCUCAGCCAGUCUCUCUCCUCUUAUGAGUGUGUCUCUCUCUGCCUUCUCUCUCCCUCCAGGGUGGGUAAUCAAAUGUCGACCAAGGUCGGUCAACCUUUGAACCAAUUUGUCCACGCCCUCUUUCAUGACCACAGCCCCCAAUGUACAUGGUUAUGUACAGUGUAUAAGCCAAUGGAUAGCAUGUCUAAAUCAGGCUCUCACUUUUUAACUGUUCAACGUCCGCUCCUUCUCAUCCGUGUCGCAUGCUUCUUCUUCUUACAAGCUCCUUCUCUCAUCCCUUCCUACAGAAACACCCGGACUCUCACUCCAUGCUCGUCCCUCUUGAACUCUGGGUUAUGGCCGUGACCGUUUCCGUUCCUGUUUCGUAACCCCGUUUUUCUCUCAUACUCGUUGCUGUCGACCUUGCAGUCGGCUAGACUCCGCUCGCUGCCGCCCUAAACAUCGAUCCGUGGCCCUCGGAGCUCUUCCCGCACUUCAUCGCACUCUCACACGAAGCCUGAAUAGAGCUUGCUAAUCCUCCUUCGCCUUGUACCCACUCGCUCUCGA
Molecule: messenger RNA, 893 nt
Organism: Colletotrichum phormii
Lineage: Eukaryota; Fungi; Ascomycota; Sordariomycetes; Glomerellales; Glomerellaceae
Exons: 1
Coding region: 243-692 (149 amino acids)
Source: RefSeq, a predicted model, not a curated record